GGUGAGGAUGGCUAGCAGAAACGCGCCCUUUCAACUUCUUUUCAUUUUCUUCCUUUUUUCUAAAUUUUAUCAUUUUCCAAUUCUUGAGGCUACUGGAUCUAAUUCCAGUGUAGGUUGCAUCGAGAUGGAGAGGAAAGCCCUCCUUAAGUUUAAGGAAGGUCUUAUAGAUCCCUUUGGUCGACUUUCUUCCUGGGUUGGCAAAGACUGCUGCAACUGGGCUGGCGUAGAAUGUGACAAGCAGACAGCCCAGGUUUUCGCGCUCGACCUUGGACCAAGGUAUAACUGUUCAUCCGUACAAGUAAGUUUCCCAUCGCCUUAUCUGUACUGUCAGCUUGGUGGUUCGUUGAAUCCGUCUUUGCUAAACUUAACAUCUUUGAAAUACUUGGACCUGAGUUAUAAUAACUUCCUAGGAAUUUCAAUUCCAAAUUUCAUAGGUUCACUCAAAACUUUGAAGUCUCUCAACCUCCAUGGGGCAAACUUUUCCGGAAUGGUUCCUCCCCAACUUGGCAAUCUGUCAAAUUUGGUUCAUCUGGAUCUCGACACGUUUUCAUAUCCAAACUAUCUUUGGGUGUCUGAUCUAAACUGGCUCUCUGGCCUGUCUUCUAUCCAAUCCCUCGGUUUAGGAGGCGUAAACCUCAGUAAGGCAACGACAAAUUGGCUACAAGCUGUUAAUAUGCUUCCUUCAUUGUUGCAGUUGCAUAUGUCUGGCUGUCAACUUUUUGACCUUCCUCAAUCUCUUCCAUUUGUAAAUUUCUCGUCACUUCAGGCUCUUGACCUCUCAUAUAAUGAAUUCAGGUCUUCAGUACCUCAGUGGCUCUUUAAUCUCAGUAACCUCAAGCAACUUAAGCUUGCUGGUUCUAACCUUACAGGUCCCAUUCCCACAGUUUUAUCGGGAAAUAUUUGCAAAUUAAGGAUUUUAGAUAUGUCAUUUAAUUCUAUCGAAGGAGAAAUUACAGAUUUUGUAGGGGCUUUGUCUGGAUGUAGCAAUGGAAGCUUAGAGACACUAGAUUUAAGUUUAAACAAACUCACAGGGAAUGUGCCUGACUCUUUGCAGUUGCUUAGAAAUUUGAAAUCACUUAAACUCUCCUAUAAUAAACUCAAAGGGAGGUUGUCUGAUUCCUUGGUGUCCCUUAGAAAUUUGGAAGAGCUUGAACUCUCGCACAACUCUUUAUCAGGCCCGCUUCCAAAAUCCAUGGGGAAUUUGUCACGGUUAGAAAUACUGGACUUAACUUUCAACAUGAUGAGUGGCACCAUCACUCAAAGUAUUGGAAAACUCACAAGGCUUUUGAGACUGGGUCUGUAUGGUAAUUCAGUGGAAGGAGUCAUAACCGAGUUUCAUCUGCAGAACCUGACAAAUUUAUACGAUCUAUCCUUAUCAUCCGUGAACAAAUCUUUGACUUUCAGCUUGAGACAUGACUGGAUUCCUCCGUUCAGUCUGUCUUACAUUGCAAUUAGUGAUUGCCAAUUGGGACCUACUUUUCCGGCAUGGCUCCGAACUCAGAACAGAAUUAUUCAAAUAACACUCUCAAGUGUUGGCAUUUCAGACACCAUACCUGUUUGGCUUUGGAGAUUAUCGCCACGGAUCUUCUGGAUGGAUCUUUCCCAAAACCAAUUAAGAGGCAAGCUUCCCGAUUCAAUAAUGUUUCCCUUCAGCGUAGGAGCAUGGAUAAAUUUGGGAUUCAAUAACCUGGAGGGUUCAAUCCCACUUUGGCGUAAUGUGACAAAUCUCUCUUUGAGAAAUAAUUUAUUUUCAGGAGCAAUUCCUUGGAAUAUAGGCCUUGAAAUGUCUGUGUUGGAAAAUCUAGAUCUUUCUCGGAACCAUUUAAAUGGUAGCAUUCCACCAUCGAUAAACAAUAUGAGGAAUUUGGAAUUUCUACAGUCUUGGAAUUUGAAAUUGAGCGGUAAUAAUCUUUCUGGGGAAGUUUCUACAGUCUUGGGCUACUGCAAAGUCUUGUUUGCUCUUGAUCUUGGAGAGAAUGGAUUUUCCGGAACCAUACCCGAGUCAAUCGUAGCGUACCCGACUUUGGUGUAUCUUUUGAACCUGCGAGCCAACAAGUUAACGGGAACUAUUCCUGAGCAAAUAUGUAAUCUCUCCAACCUCCACAUCUUGGACCUGGGACAUAAUAAUUUGUCAGGGUCAAUUCCUAGUUGUCUGGGCAGUUUGGUGCGUUUGAAAUAUCUGAGAGGAUAUUUUACCGGACUUACACCAACAGUACGAGAAACAUCAUUCUUUCAGCACACCGAGUUGGUUAUCAAGGGGAGGAUAAGUGAAUUUACCAAGAUAAUUACACUUGUCAACACCAUUGACCUGUCUGGCAACAAUUUAGUUGGAGAGAUUCCCGAGGAGAUUACAAAUUUAUCAACCUUGGGAUCCUUGAAUCUAUCUUGGAACCAAUUAAUAGGCAACAUACCAGAAAAUAUUGGAAAGUUGCGAUGGUUGGAAGUCCUUGACCUCUCACAUAACCGUCUUUCAGGCCCAAUUCCUCCAAGCAUAUCUUCAAUGACUCUGUUGAACUAUUUGAACUUGUCUUACAACAACCUGUCCGGCCAAAUUCCAUCAUCUAACCAACUGCAAACCAUGGCUGAUCCAUCUAUUUACCAGGGUAACCCAAGACUCUGUGGGCCUCCAUUGUCAGCCAACUGCUCAAUAUCCGGUGAUGGAGACGGAUUUCCCAAAGACGAGGAUGAUGAAGAUGACGACGGAUCCAAAAACCUAGGGAUGUACAUAAGUGCAGUACUCGGAUUUGUUAUCGGAUUUUGGGCUGUUUUUGGCACUUUGGUGAUAAAGAAGUCUGUCAGACGUGCCUAUUUCCGGUACUUGGAAAAUAUGAAGGAUAAACUGUUCGUGCUGAUUGCAGUGAAAUUGGCUCGUUUGCAAAGGAAAAUGGAGGUGCAAAGAAAUUAAAGACAAAGGUAACCAAGGUAACAUUUGCUUCUGCUCUGUGUUGAUUCAUCAAUGGUAGCUUAACAUUUGUUACUUCUACCCUUUAUCUUUAUCAUUUCAAUUUUCUGAUUUUGCCUUACAAGUAGUGAACUGUCCUUGAAAAAAGAUGGCUUCAGAAAGAAAGUUGUUGAGGGAAGGAGGAUAAAUGGAUUAAGGAGUGUAGAGCCAUGCAUCCGUAAUCUUGGUAGUUAGCUAGGAAAAUUGUACUGCCUUAUCCAGCUCGUCCUGUAUUUAAGGAUUUUAAUGCUAUGUAUCAUGAGCUUUCUCUCUUGUUUGUAAAUAACAGAAAGAUGUUUCCUUU
Theobroma cacao (cacao) is the source of this 3245-nucleotide messenger RNA. NCBI's taxonomy places the organism in Eukaryota, Viridiplantae, Streptophyta, Magnoliopsida, Malvales, Malvaceae. The record is from RefSeq and is a predicted model, not a curated record.